Messenger RNA from Capronia epimyces CBS 606.96, 2073 nucleotides. RefSeq lists its product as uncharacterized. Bases 1 to 2073 code for a protein of 690 amino acids. The record is from RefSeq and is a predicted model, not a curated record. The transcript has a single exon. Lineage: Eukaryota; Fungi; Ascomycota; Eurotiomycetes; Chaetothyriales; Herpotrichiellaceae.
AUGCCAGGGCACGUUGCACAGAUGCAAAGACUCUUUCAAACUGCAAAAGCGACUCUGCGGCUUGACGUUCGGUAUGCUACCUCACCAACCGGUACCAUCGACUCGAGGCUUCCGACGAGUUCCGAAGAUGGCAGUGCUGGUGGUACUGAUAGCCUUGUCGAGUCCGAGGGGCAAGAUUCGGGGACUCCCUCUGAUGAAUGGCGUUAUUCUCGGGCUCCACGGUUACUCGCCGGAUUCGAUGUCGAUGUCAGGGAGCCUUUUCCUGAUAGCUCGCCGCAACUACCUAAAUUACUUUCGGUCAGCGCGAACCACAGUAAAUUGUUGGUUGCGGAGCCACCAAGUAGCGGCUUCACCUCGCCUGUUGACAGUCCUAACAGCAGUCCUCACCCAGAAGAAGAAGAAGAAGAAGAAGUAAGAGCAAUGUCGACAUCGCCCACAGGCCAGCCAACCUCGAAUCACCAUGCUGAAGAACAAGAUGAUUCCUCCUCCUUGUCUGCCGCUGCUCUAGAGGGACCAUUAACAGAGUUACGAGUGAGCGGCGACGAUAAUAUGGACAUUGAUCUCGCAGAUGAGUCGCCCAUUGUCAGUCAUCUCAACCGACGCUCCAGGGAUCUGGUAAUGUGUGGACAGCCAUCUCCAGAGACAAAGAGGGCAAUUAUUCUCUCUGCUCCUGCAAAGGCUGCGGCAGACUCGGCAAAGGUUAGGCGUGGGAUGUUGAGCAAUCUGUUUCCCAAGCCUCCCACUCACAAAGGUAGUGACGGAGAAGUGUCUUCUACAAGGUCCCGGGAGUCCCAGGAACCCGUUGUCACUCCAUGCCCCGAUCCUUUGCUUCAUGAACGUGGGCCGGUGGUUUUGUGCCCCGAUCCAGGGGUGCACUACGGCGCGGGUAAGCAAAUCCCAUUUGGUCACAAUACCAUUACUCGAGCCCCUAACAUGCAUCAUUAUCACCACCAUCAGCACUCGCCCCAUUCAGGAAUGGCCCAGCCUUCGCUGCCCUUCAACCGGGCCACAGCAACCGGUAGUCCGAUGCCGAUGUUGAAGGUUCAAUCGCCUCCAGUGUCACCCAGACAAAUGAGGCCACCUUCUCGUGAUGCAUGGCAUGGUGCACCCCACCUCAGCCAUCGUCGACAUCCGCUUCACCAGCACGAACAGAUGAACCGGGACUACCCGUCUGGCACUACCGAACACUUCCAGCCUGGUUGGUCCCAUGCGAAGGAGGGCCCACAAACUCUCCGACCUUCAGGCCCGGCGAUGUAUCCUUUCUCAACAGCGGCUGCCAAAGUCGUCGGACAGGACCCGGCUCCUGAUUCAAGGAUACGAGACUCAUACAGGACCGACACCUUAACGCCCCUCGCCAGGCCUCCCACCAGGUUUCGAAAGAAUGGCAUUGUCGCCCUUGCCAGUGCUCGUGGUGUCGGCAAAUAUUACGGCAUGCCUGCUUAUGGACCGAGACCCUCCAGUCGAUCUAACCACUCGAGGCUAGUGCGUCUACCGGACGCCCAAAGAUUCCGCAGCAGUCCCCCAAGAUCCUUCGCAGAUUCGAUUCUACCUGCACACCCAAGAAAGCGCUCACGGGAGGUCGAAACAACUGCCAUCGGUGUACUAGAGGACAGAGCCGAUACGGGACAUCCGCUGGACCCAAAACUCAAAUUGGAAGAAGGCGAGGAUGUCAUUGCAGUUGAUGACGAGACGAGGGCAGCCAUCCGCAUGAGUCUUUAUGGCGCAUCCGCACCGGACGCAGCCAGCGAACUGGACAGGAGUAUCACAGAACUUAGCCCAAAUGUUGUGGCCUGGCGAAAAGGAGCCCGACCUUCGGGAAGAAGAAAGAAAAGACGGCCGAGUUAUUGGGAUGACGACCUAGAAGAGGUCGUACGAAGUCCAGCCGCAAGACACAUUGUGAGUUCGCCAGUCACCAAGGAAGACGUGAGGUCUCAGCAGGCCGAAGUGGAAUUCCAGGACGAGCCUCCGGUGCAGGACAUGGCCAUGGCGCACGAGCACGAUGGAAUAGAAGGUAUUUCAAGAAUUACCGAAGGAGGUACAGCUCUACAGGACGACGGGCAGAUGGAGAAUUGA